AUGAACCGCGAGUUCGCGGAAGGCCGAGAGGGGUCUGCGCCGUCUCCCGCUGUGUUCGGGAGCGUUCAGGACGGACGAGCCGUCUGCGGUGGCGCCAUGCGGCCCGACAGGAUCGGCAAGCCACACGAAGAGCAACUGCAAGGUGUCCAUCGAGCCAGAGACGCCGACUGCAAGGAGGUGCCAGCGAGUCCCAUCGCCAUCGAAAGUCGUCGGGAGCCGAACCACAGCGGAGGCCCCCAGCAGAAACGGAGAGAAGAUCAGAGACAGCAGGAGCUACCGAGCUUCAGAGAGACUGAGUCUGAGCGGUCGGUCACCGGAGGUGGUAGUGGGGCGCUAGGCGCUCUACAAGAUCCGGAUAGGUCAGAUCCAGAGGGAAUGGCAGUACGAUGCCUGCAGCUCGAGCUCGAAAAAGUACGCCUACAGCUUGAAUGUGAACGCGUAGCCCUACGCAGAGCAGAGAUUGAGCAAUCGAGUAGGUCGCCUUCGAUGUCGGGAACGAACGACCGCCGCCAUACCGGCAUUGACGGAGUAGCACAAUGCGAUAAGAUGCUGAAGGCAUACAGGUUGCCGUGCGACGCGGAUGUCCCGAUGUGGUUCGAUGAGGUGGAAAAACUGUUUUCAUCCUUCCAGGUACCGGAAGAGAACCGAGUACACUUGAUAAUGCCUGCGCUGUCUGAGCGAGUCCGCUAUAUGCUGUGUAGCUUGAGUGAAGAGGAGUGUGUGGAUUAUGAGAUCGUGAAACGUGCGGUACUAAAUGAACUUAAGCUCACCCCAGCUGAGUACUUAGACAGGUUUCAAAAGGUGACGAAGAAAAGAGAGGAAACAUGGGCUCAGUUCGCUUCUCGGGCCAGAACGUACUUCGCGUAUUACCUGCAAUCUCGUAAUGCGGAUACUAAGGAAGCGGUUGCUGAGCUAAUGGUCGCUGACCGAAUGAAGGCGAGUUUGGGCCCGGAAGGUCUAGAGUAUGUUCUUUUGCGGGAGGGCGAAAAGUGGUUCAAACCUGUAGAGGUUGCUAAAGUUCUCGAGACUUUUGAACAGGCGAAAGGAAAGGGUCGAGCAACUAAGACGGUUGGAGUGCCAACUGCUCCGCCGUUAGCCAGGCAGACCGGCAUAGAAAAGGCCAAUGUAAGGUGCUACAUUUGUCGCGGUCAGGGUCACGUGGCUAGGGAUUGUCCUCAGGCCUCAAGUAAGGAGCAGCAGGCGAAGUUGACCACUGUGCCUAAACAGAGAGUCCACAAUGUCGCCAUUGUUGGUAAGUUACCGCCACCCGAGCAGGAAAGGGUGCUGAGUGCGAGGGUGGAAGUAUUCGAGCGAAGUGCUGGCUCGGGCCGGUCGAAACUGGAACUUAUCCCGAUCACGUGCGGUGGCAUAACUACUGAAGCUGUGCUGGACACAGGCAGUGAAAUAACGGUGAUACGUGAAGGGAUACUUCCGCAAAGGGUAAAGGAUUCAUCGGGCGCAGUAAGGCUCCAGUCGGCGUUUAGAAAAACCAUCCAAGCAACUUUGGCUACAUUGCCAAUAGCUUUAAACUACCCGGGAGGGGUGGGACAACCACAGAAGGUUGAUCUGGUGUGUGCUAUUACUGACCAGCUCGCGGAUGGAGUUAACUGUCUGCUGUCAAAAGAGGAUUGGGAGUUACUGCAUGCACAGGAAGACAAUGGGAGUGAACGGGAAAGUGUUACGCAUGUCGAGGACGAAGAGUUUGGUGACGUGGAGUACGCGCCACAGGCGCUGCCUACUGCAGAUAGAGAGAGUGUGAUACCCCCCGAAAAGCUGGAUCACUUGCGUCCUGACGCGCGGAAGGAGAUUGAGAGGGUAUUUCAGAAACAUCGCUGUGUUUUUGAUGGAAAGCCUGGGAUGGCUCAGGCCUCUCCUUUCUACAGCGAUGUGAAGCGUCGGGGCGCAGCGCCACAUCUUUCGGCGGCUGCAACGGCCACACGUAGUGUGACUGCAGUCACGCCAUCCGCGCCCCUGGUUGGAGCAGCAAGUGCUGUUCCGCCCCUUGCCAAUGAGGGCCAGCAGACUACCACGUCUGCCGGACCCAGGGCCACUGCUUCUGCAGUUAGGCCCGAAAAACCCGGAAAUGUGCCUCCUGAGCUGGCGCUAUCUACCUCCUCAGAAGUAGGGAUGGAUACCUCUAGCUCUACUGCGGCGUCUCAGACGCCCAAAGAACGUCGAUGCUCACUCGAGCGCAUUAGGAAAGAAAAACUCCGCAUCAUGGGGCCUGACACGGUGUCGUGA
Rhipicephalus sanguineus (brown dog tick) is the source of this 2241-nucleotide messenger RNA. RefSeq lists its product as uncharacterized. Gene Ontology annotation, molecular function: aspartic-type endopeptidase activity; zinc ion binding; nucleic acid binding. Bases 1 to 2241 code for a protein of 746 amino acids. The record is from RefSeq and is a predicted model, not a curated record. The transcript has 5 exons. Lineage: Eukaryota; Metazoa; Arthropoda; Arachnida; Ixodida; Ixodidae. Gene Ontology annotation, biological process: proteolysis.